AUAAAGCCCAAACACUGAGAUUUUUUGGGUUAAGAGAAAAGCGCAAUCUCUUCUUCUCUAGGGUUUGUGAAAUUGCUUUCUCUUCAAUCGAAACCCUAAUCAUUGAUCACCAGGAUUAUUAGAUCGGACUAGAGAGAAAGAAUGUCUCGGUGUUAUCCUUAUCAUGGACCUCCGAAUGCGAACAAAGGAGAGGCCUUGGACGAGUUGAUUAAGCUUCGAAAAGAUAAAGAUGAAACAAAGUUGAAGAGGAUAAAGUUGAGGAAAGAAUGCUCAAGAAGUACUGAGACAGAAAAAUGUGAUAAAACAGUGAAAAAGAAUGAUUUUCAAGAGAAGAAGAAGAAGAAGAGAAAAAAUGACUUUAACGGUGGGCACCUUUCUAAGGCAGUUGUAGAGGAAUCUGAUCAAGUUGACUCGAGUGAUUUAACUCAAGAAGACGAGCAACCCACCAUAAGCAACAACAAGAAGAGGAGAUUGCAUGAGGUGGAGCCCUUGUCUAACGAUGGUGACAAGGAAAGAAGAAAGAUUCGUAUCCGGAUACCCAAUAUUGGAUUCGGGAAACAUAGCUUUAAACCCUGCCGGGAAUUGCCAUUGGCUAUACCAGAGAGCAGAAAUGAAACGAAGAGGUGUGGACUCGCUCUUAAGCAAUGCCAAGAGUUGCCAUUAGCUACACAAGUGAGCAGCAAGGAAAGUAAGAGGCACGAAGCUCAGAAACUCUUCCCUAAACAAGGUCGAGAGUUGCCUUUGGCUAUGCAAGAGAGCAAUAAAUUUGAGAGUAAUGAACCUCGGAAACUCUGCCUUAAACUAUCUCCAGAGUUGCUUAAACAACGCCAGAAAUUGCCAUUAGCUCCACAAGUGAGCAGCAGGGAAAUUAAGAGGGACGAAGCUCGGAAACUUCCACUUAAAACAUCUCGUGGGUUACCUUUGGCUGUACAAGAGAGCAAUAAAUCCAAGAGAAAUGAAGCACAGAAACUUUUCCUCAAACCAUCUCGAGAGUUGCCAUUAGCUCCACAAUCGAGCAGCAGGGAAAUCAAGACGGGUGAAGCUCAGAAACCCUGCCUUAAAACAUCUCGAGAGUUGCCUUUGGCUAUUCAAGAGAGCAAUAAAUCCAAGAGGAAUGAAGCUCAGAAACUGUGCCUUAAACCGUCUCAAGAGUUGCUUAAACAACACCAAGAGUUGCCAUUAGCUCCACAUGCAAACAACAGGGAAAGCAAGAGGUGCGAAGCUCAGAAACUCGGCUUUAAACCAGCUCGAGAGUUGCCCUUGGCCAUACAAAAGAGCAACAAAUCCAAGAGUGAUGAAGCCCAGAAACUCUGCCUUAAACCAGCUCAAGAGUUGUCCUUGGCUAUACAAGAGAGCAAUAAAUCCAAGAGUGAUGAAGCUCAGAAACUGUGCCUUAAACAGUCUCAAGAGUUGCUUAAACAGCGCCAAGGGUUGCCAUUAGCUCCACAUGCAAGCAACAAGGAAAGCAAGAGGUGCGAAGCUCAGAAACUCUGCCUUAAACCAGUUCGAGAGUUGCCUUUGGCUAUACAAGAGAACAAUAAAUCCAAGAGCAAUGAAGCUCAGAAACUCGAUCUUGAACAGCAAGAGAGAAGAGAAUCCAAAAGGGUCUCGAAAACCAGUUUAUGUGUUGAUGAUGAUAGUAUUCAACGCCCGGACUAUUUGUAUAGAAAAUUGAUAGAGCAUUGGGUUCUUCCAAAGAUUGACAGAGAACAUAAUGAUUUUGAGGACGAGUGGCUUAUUGGGCCAAAGCAAGAAAACAGGCAAGAGUCCAGAAUACAUGAAGUAGCAAAUGUUGUGUCAUGUUCUAUGAGCUCCAGUUUGUGGCCAAAAGCUCACUACUUACCUGAAGCUGAUAUGUUUGCCCUGCCUUACACCGUGCCCUUUUAAUUUUUGAUGGUUACCUUUAUAUUUUUUUAAUUUUUUAUUUGGUUCAUUGUCUUGACCAAAGAACAAAGAACGAUACUGAAAUUUUUUCACAUGACAAGAAGUUAUUAUACGCAGUGCAAUUUUGUAAAA
Messenger RNA from Humulus lupulus (European hop), 2016 nucleotides. RefSeq lists its product as uncharacterized. The transcript has 3 exons. NCBI's taxonomy places the organism in Eukaryota, Viridiplantae, Streptophyta, Magnoliopsida, Rosales, Cannabaceae. The record is from RefSeq and is a predicted model, not a curated record. Bases 142 to 1887 code for a protein of 581 amino acids.